AUGUUCUGGUUUUCUUCCCACCAACAACAGCAGCAACAGCAACAACAACCUCCUCUCCUCCCAACCCUCCCCACCUCGAAAUCCAAAAUCCGUAGAACCCUCAAAGCCCCCGGCCGCCCCAUCGCCAUUCGCAAAGACCACAUUACCGACACCAAGACCCUCCUAAUUGUGCGUCCACAAGGCGAUGCCCAAUCCGCCGUGGCAUACAAAAUCCAAGAUGCCGACGGCAUGACGCUCUACACCGCUACAGGGCGCAAGUUCAGCAACCGACCUUGUCGCGAGUUCCGCGAUGCGUCGGGCCUCCCACUCUUCGAACUACACCGCAAGACUUCUUUCAAGAACAACUGGUCCGUCACCUUACCCGGCAGUAACCCAACCAGCCCGAUAGCCAAAGGUGCUGUCCAGCGCUCAUCCUUCAGUGCCGCCGGCUGGGGGAACUGCAAUUUCACCAUCACGUUCGACAAUGUAGCUGCGGCGGAUGGGAAGCAGCCUGAGGAGCGUACCCUGACAUUGGAAGUGCAACGGCAUGGAAAUGUGCUGGCGCUGUUUGAUAUCGUGGAUGGGGAUCGCAAGAUUGCCGAGGUGAAGGAGAGUAUUCGCCAUAAUGAGAAAUUGGCGCUUAUGCCUGCGUCUCGCCUUGGGUAUCGCCCUGUACUGGAUGUGAUUGUUACUCCCGGCGUGGAUAUGGCUUUGAUUGCAACGAUUGCGGUCAUUGCAUCGGACACAGUGUUUGCUUCGAACUAUUAA
This is a messenger RNA of Aspergillus piperis CBS 112811, 747 nucleotides long. RefSeq lists its product as uncharacterized. The record is from RefSeq and is a predicted model, not a curated record. The coding region runs from base 1 to 747 and encodes 248 amino acids. The transcript has 2 exons. NCBI's taxonomy places the organism in Eukaryota, Fungi, Ascomycota, Eurotiomycetes, Eurotiales, Aspergillaceae.